CUACGACAACCACUUGAGCCCCCCGGAAUCAACUACCACACACCCUCACGCGUAAACAGCUCGAACCGCCACAUAAUAUUAUUUCACGAAGCGGCUGAUUGGUAUUUCUCGAUCCAGAGCGGGAUAUGGGCGCCAAAGCGGCUGCGGGAUAUCGAGGUCGAACUGCAACAUUGUCACCCUCGCCGCAGCAAUGAUUGUGAGGGAAAGCCCCAAAUCCGGAGCGAAGAAACAACCGCAAAGUUGGCCUCCCAAGUCUCCGCAUGAAGCCCUUCUCAGUUCACCCUCUGGACGACGAAAAUAUGAGCAACGACGGGGCCGCGACUCGGUUUCGCCUUCCCCUGCCAAGCGCCGACCAAUAAAGUCAACGGAUAAUUCAAAUGAAGACGAAGACGAAGAUGAAGAAGAAUUAGAGUUGCAACUUCGGGCCAUCGAGACUCGAUUGAAGCUCAAGAAGCUCCAAAAGGCGCGGCAGGCGGUAGAUGGUGAAUCUGAUCAAGCCCGGAGUGCUUCGCGGCCAGGUUCGACGACGGCAGCACGCAAGGUCGAGCUUCCUCGCCAAAAUUCCGAAGUUCAGGUUCCUGUCUCACCCAUACGGAAGGCCAGAGAGCCCGCGGAGCAGAAGAGCCCAGCAAGAGUUUUGUUAGGUAUUGAUAAAGGCCUCCGCGCACAAGAUGUCAGUUUGAAGCGGGCGCCUAGUCAAUCUGUAAGAGACAGAGGAGCUAGCACCACCCAUUCUCUUUCCAGGACCGGCGCAUCAAGAUCCGUGGAAACACCACGGAUCAAGUCCUUCAGCGAGCGACUUGCGGAGAGCAGAAACAAUGUGAAAGAGAAAGAGGAAAAGCAAUCGAGAAUUGAGAAAAGUAGGAGUACCGGCUUUGGCUUGAAAGAUCUACAACGCGAUGCAUCAUCUUCUCGAACAAGCUCUUCGCUGUCAACUACAAGAAGCGCCCAAGAUCCUCCCCCCUCUGCAAGAAAGGAAGAGCAUACCCAGCGAAAAACUUUUACCGAUUUUAGGAAUACAUCGGGAACACCGCGAUCCUCUUCUACGCUGUCCUCGCGGCCAGGAAGUCAGCUAGACUCUCGUACUCCGUCACGGGCUUCAACCCCCCAACCUGCGACAGUACGGCCACUCCAAACAUCCAAAACAGCAUCCAAAUAUGCUGAAAUCUCGGAGCGCGAUAAUUCUACUGAAGCCAGUAGCUUUGAAUCCUUUUCUGGACUCCACCUCAAGAACCGAACGAUGCCACACAAUACCUUAGCGCGCGCUUUAGAUGAUAAAGCGAUCUUCACCAUUCCACAGUUACUCAAAACUGUCAAAGCACCAGAAUACGAACCACCAGAUAUGGAAACCGAUUACGUUGUGAUUGGAGUCAUUGCCUCAAAGUCCUCUCCUCUAACGCCAAAAAAUGGCCGAGACCAGCAGUCAGUCGGCAAUCAAGACAACAACGUCAAUCAGAGCGGCAAAUUCAUGGUGAUUCGGCUCACGGAUCUAAAGUGGGAACUCGAUCUAUUCCUGUUCGACACAGGCUUCUCUCAAUUCUGGAAGCUACCCACCGGCACGCUGGUCGCGGUGCUGAACCCGGACAUCAUGCCUCCUCGUCAGCGUGAUACUGGCAAAUUUUCACUCAAGCUUGCUAGCUCUGACGACACUAUCAUCGAGAUUGGCACAGCUCGUGAUCUGGACUAUUGUCAUGCACAACGGAAAGAUGGUAACAUGUGUGGACAAUGGAUCGAUGGAAGGAAGACAGAAUAUUGCGAAUACCACAUCGAGCUGCACGUUGAAAAGAGCAAACGAGGACGUAUGGAGGUCAACACAAUGACGGGGUUCGGCAAAGGACCAGGCGGGGGAGGUGGCGGGAAAUUUGGGAUGUUCGGAGGAGGUGGAAGGGGUGGUGGUCUAAAGAGUGACGAGUUGAAGAGGGAAGGAAGAUAUCAUGAUCGGACUAUCCACGAAACAGUAUACAUUGCCCCCAGCACCGGUGCAGCAGCAAGACUGCUGGAUGAUGAAGAUACAGGAUUUGAGCGCGGGGCCAGCCGUGCAGAGAAACAUCGGAGGCAACUCGCUGAGAAGGAAAAGGAGCGUGAACUUGCGAAGAGACUUGGUCAGAUUGGCAGAGGAGCAGGUAGUGAUUACAUGAAGAUCAAAGGCGCCGACACACCUAACUUGCCGGCACGAGGGGAUAUCCACUGGAACGAACCUUCGACUGCCGCGAAAGACACAGCAGCUUCUUCGGGCGAUCCUUUCGGUCUGCUGAACCGCAAGGCGGACGAUGUCUCUUUAGCGCCUGUUAAGCGCAAGCGCAUCGUAUCUACAAAGUCUACUGCUUCCAAUGGACCGGUUGGAUGGGGAGGCGCUUUCAAGCGAGGGAUAUUAUUGCCCCCUGAAAAGGAAUCCGAUCAGUCCCUUCGAAGCACCCGAGAAUCCAGUCCCGCGAAAAAACGUGCUCGUCUUCUUCUUCCUGAGAAAGGCAUCCGGGAGCCUGGCCGAGACAGUUUGGGCACAAUGGAUGUUGGACUUCUGGCUGCUAUGGACGAUGACGACGAUGAUUUGGAUAUUGUUUGACAACCUUUUCUUCUUACGAGUAUUAUAUCCCCCUACUUGCGUUUUGGGUAGCAUGUAAGCUAGGCGUUAUGCACUCCAAUGCUGUGAUUGGCUAGUGAAAACUCGGAAAGGCAUAAGCGAAGUUCACUUUUACUUGUACUUCCAAUCCAAAAGACCUUUUCAUUGUAGCUUU
This is a messenger RNA of Aaosphaeria arxii CBS 175.79, 2735 nucleotides long. RefSeq lists its product as uncharacterized. The coding region runs from base 191 to 2563 and encodes 790 amino acids. Lineage: Eukaryota; Fungi; Ascomycota; Dothideomycetes; Pleosporales. Gene Ontology annotation, biological process: DNA replication initiation; DNA replication. Gene Ontology annotation, molecular function: DNA replication origin binding; single-stranded DNA binding. The record is from RefSeq and is a predicted model, not a curated record. Gene Ontology annotation, cellular component: replication fork protection complex; nucleus. The transcript is spliced from 2 exons.